Molecule: messenger RNA, 1501 nt
Organism: Anthonomus grandis grandis
Lineage: Eukaryota; Metazoa; Arthropoda; Insecta; Coleoptera; Curculionidae
Exons: 3
Coding region: 69-1346 (425 amino acids)
Source: RefSeq, a predicted model, not a curated record
UCAAGAUGUCGAAUACAAAAUUUGUCUAGGACCAAACAAAAAUAAUAAACUACAUAUAACCAAUUUUGAUGAAAAUGGGGUUUCAAGUAGUUUCGGGCUUAUUACAUUGUUUUAUAGUGUACUCCCUAGCAUUUGAAGAUUUUAUUUAUGUUUACGGCCAGGGCAAUAAGGAAAUGACGGAGCAAGGAAGGGUCCAGUAUCAGAUGAUAAGAGAAAGGGGUAGACUUCCAAAAUAUGGUCCAUGUUGGAAAUCUGCUCUCGAUCACUUAGAUGAGGGGUGCAGAACCCUCUCAGAAGAUACUCAGAGUGACAUUGCCCUUCAUAUCACAAACUGCUUCCUAGAAAUGUCUGGACAUGAAACUUACAAUUGCCAGUUAGAUAAAAAGCCCAACUUAAGAGGCAUAUGCAUCAAUAGUAUGUCUGACAGGGCAUUUAAUGUUUACACAGAGUUCUACACUCACACACAAAAUAUUUGUUGGUUUCUCAGAGGGCAAAUCUGGCAUGAGACUAUUGCUGAGAAUACUUUAAAGGUUGGUAAACAGUUGGAGUUGUCUGCUGAGCAACAAGAGGCUUUAAUAAGGGUACAGCAAAGGAGUAUUGAGAUGCAGGAGAGGAUGGUUGAGCAGGGGAUGUUUUUGGAGAAGGUUUUAGAAGAUGUGUAUGUUUCUACUAAGGCACAUCAAGAGAUUUUAAAGGUAUUAAGUCAAACAGUAUCUAGCCUCCAAACCUGGUUAGUGGGAGAAAUCUCAUGGAUUGACACCAUAUUAUUCAACACAAUUGCCUUAAUUCUUAUAGUUCUUUUAACUUCUUCACAAAGAACUGUGUCUGCGAGGCUACCCCUUUUUAUGCUUUUAUUCUUAAACUUGAUCACAGAAAGAAUAAUUUGUAAUUUAUACACCAAAUAUGCCAUUCAGAUUCACACAUCUAAUCUUUAUUUGAAUUUAUAUAAUUUUGUGUGGUAUUGCCGUUAUGCCUUUACCUUCCUGGGGGCAGUAAUUUAUUUAUAUUUAGUACUGACUUAUCAAGAUAUUAUGCAACAAAAUUUAUGCAUUUUGGAUAGCAUUAAAAAGCAAAACCAAGACAUUUUAAGGUCAGUAGAAAAGUUUUGCAAAGGCAACACUCCUCCAGAGCUCAUCACUUCCACUACAGUGGAUUAUGAGAAUGAGCAAAAUAGAUAUUUUUCUGAUUUGGAGAGCAGCUACAACUACAGCAAGAAGAAGUUUCUAAAGGAGAACAGUAGUGAGUCAGAAGUUCCUAAAAAAAAGUUGUUUGAAUCUCAAAGUAGAAGAUAUCAUUUAAGGAAUCAUAGUAGGCAAGGAACUCCAGAUUCUGGUGUAAUGCAUUAGGUGUAAUUUUUUUGUAGUUGAUAGAUUAUUUUGAAUUGGUAGUAACCAAAAUACCAAUUUGUGUGUUGCAAGCUCUUCUACCUCUUAAUGUUUUUUUCCAAGCAGCUUAUUAUGAUAUUAAUUUAAUGAAUUAUGAUAUUUAGUUUUACUAUUAA